AUGGUCUCAAUUAAAUCUUCUAUUCUAGCCUCUACUGUCGUUGCUAUCUCCGCCGUUAACGCCGCCGAUGUCACUGCCGAACAAACAGCUGACCUAUUAGUUAUUAUCAAUGAUAUUGAAAGUCACGUAUCUGACUACUUAUCUCUAGAGACCUCUGGUUCUUCUGAUUUCCAAGUGCCACCUGAAGUUCUAUCCCUAUAUGCUCAAAUAAAUACUUACACUGACGAAUCUUAUACUUCUUUAUUCACUGAAUUAGAUGUUGCCGCUUUAACUGCUACUAUUACUAACUUACCAUGGUACUCAACUAGAUUACUACCAGCUUUACAAAGAGCUAAUGCUGGUGCCUCUAGUAACGAAACUGAAUCUUCUUCUGUUGCUGUCUCUGAAUCUGCUUCCGCUUCCGCUUCCGUAUCUGAAUCUGUCUCUGCUUCCAUCACUGCUUCAAGUAAUAUCACCAUCGAAGAAACCUCCUCUGUCUCUCAAGCUAGAAACAGUUCUUCCAUUACUCACGUAUCUUCUUCUGCUUCUCACUCUUCUACAAAGGAAUCCUCAAAGAACUCCACUUCUACUUCUCACAGCGGUAACUCUACUAGUUCUAAGACCUCUUCAUCUGCAAAGAACGGUGCUGAAUACGUUGGUGCUUCUUCAGGUUUGUUAUUCGCUGGUCUGGCCGCUCUUCUAUUGUAA
This is a messenger RNA of Maudiozyma saulgeensis, 687 nucleotides long. Lineage: Eukaryota; Fungi; Ascomycota; Saccharomycetes; Saccharomycetales; Saccharomycetaceae. The record is from the annotation of a GenBank genome assembly.